CACUGCAAGCUUAGUAAAAAGAGAACUGGGAGAACGGGAGAACUGAGAACUGUGUUUUGGCAGUGUUUUGCACCGCCAAUGCUGGGAUUUUGAACCUUGUUGUGCACCAUUUCCCAUCGGUUCUCACCCCCCCAACUUUCCCCACAUUCUUGAAUGAAUGUCCCAGGCUUGCACCAGGUCAGCAACAUUCCAACCCUAGACUUGCACCAAGUCAGCAACAAUCCAAUCCUUGUCCUGCACCUUGUUUCAACCCUUGCCUUGCACCCCGGAGGGGGCACGUGUUAAGCAUACCGGCUGCUUUGCAAUCCAUAACCACAUUGAUUAUGUCUUCUUACGGAGGCUGGUCUUCGUCCUUUCCCUUCUCAGGCAAAAUAGCUUAUUUAGCUGCUUGUUUUUGUUAGUGUUUUUGCAGAAGACAGCUCGGAAUGCCAUUGCGUUUUUUGAGGCGAUUACCUCAGACAACUUACCGUGGACUGUGCACCUUUGGAGCUGCACUUGAGCGACUGUGCAUUGACUAGAGAGGGCUUCAACAGCCUGGCCUCCGCUUUGGAGGAGAGCCCACUUUUCCCAAAGCCUACUAGCAGUCCAACCGUUGGCAUGCCCCUCUACUUGAGACUGGAGGGAAAUUACAUCAACGAGGACGCCAUCAAAGAAAAGGUUUCAAGCGGCAUCAUCCGGCCGUUUAACAAAACCCCCACCACGAGCAAGACCGCACCGAUGGAUGGGCCCAAAGCCAACUUAGUGGUGAAGGGCAGCACCUUUGGGCAGAAGCAGGGGGAUCCACCUGCACCAGAGAACGCACCGCCACCCAAGGAGGUCUUUGAUCGAAACCAACAGAGGCCGCAGCAGGACUGGAACCCGAUGAUGUGGAUGAUGGGAAAGGGUUUCUGGUGGGGCCCUAAGGGCAUGCAGAAAGCAGGCAUGCAGAAAGGGUACAUGCAGAAAGGUGGGGUGUUCAAAGGUGCCAUGCAGAAAGGCAUGAUGGCACUGCCAGCAGGCAAGGGACCGCAAGGAAAAGGAAAGGACCCAGCUACAGCAAAGCCGUCAUCUCAGAAAAGACAGCCUGAGCAGCAACAAUGGCAACAGCAGUCGGCGCCGGAGCAGCAAAGCUGGGACAAAUCAAAGGCACAGGGCUGGCAAGGCUGGGAGCAAAAGCAGGAAGACUGGAAGCAAGACUUGGGUAGCUGGAAGACAGAUGAUGAGACAGAAGACUGGAAAGAGCAACAGGACUGGACAAAUGCUGAGAAGUGGCAAAAAGGCCAGCAAGGUGCAAGUGGAAACUCCUGGAACGGCAAGGACUCCUGGCCUCAAGCCCAGGAGUGGAAGCGCCAGGAGGGUCGGCGCUGGAACUCGGCGCAAGGAAACACCAGCGCCGAUAGAUCCAGGACUCCAGCUCCAAGGC
Durusdinium trenchii is the source of this 1402-nucleotide messenger RNA. Lineage: Eukaryota; Dinophyceae; Suessiales; Symbiodiniaceae. The record is from the annotation of a GenBank genome assembly.